AUGAGGUCCCAUCAUCUGCUCCGUGUAUGGAGUUAUGUCCCUGAUGUGGCACCAAUAUUCUACCCGGACAACGUACGAAGGCGUCAGUUUUCGGACUCUGAACUAUUGGGCACCCCGAUCGCCAAGAAUAUAACUCGACGCGUCCGUGCUUAUACGGCUGAUUCGAUCAACGCCGUCUUGAAGGUGGAGCCUGUCCUCGAUAACCCAGGCGACUGGAUGUGGUGGAGCCCCGCGGAAGGGACAGAAGGUGGUAACAGAGGCUUCGUGGAUCGAGUGGAGGAGCAACUCGAGCAUGGCUACAUCCCAGAGGCCCCCAUUGUGACAGUCGAUGACCUACAGGUGAGUACUAAUAAGUUCACUCCUAUUCACAUCAAUCUUCGGUCGUCAAUCUUCAAUCUCACCACGGCUACCUUGGGCGCAGGAGUUCUGUCCCUACCCUAUGCUUUCCGUAGCUCCGGCUAUCUCGUGGCUUCCCUGUGUCUACUAGUCUGUGCCAUUCUCUCGAACAUAACCAUCGGUUAUAUCCAGGAGUGCAUGGACGUCUCGAGGUGCCAGACGUUUGAAAAGUUGGCUUUCAGCUGCAGUCCUAAUCCAGUUUGGGGUCGAAGAUUUGCCCUCUUCACCAUCAUCAGUGUCAUAACCUUUUGUUUUGGUGCUGCUGUUGGUUACCUCAUUACCAUCGGACAGAUAGGUGGGUCUCAACAGCGCAAGUCCAAUGUCUAA
This is a messenger RNA of Perkinsus marinus ATCC 50983, 723 nucleotides long. RefSeq names its product amino acid transporter, putative. The record is from RefSeq and is a predicted model, not a curated record. The coding region runs from base 1 to 723 and encodes 240 amino acids. Gene Ontology annotation, molecular function: amino acid transmembrane transporter activity. Lineage: Eukaryota; Perkinsozoa; Perkinsida; Perkinsidae. The transcript has 7 exons. Gene Ontology annotation, biological process: amino acid transmembrane transport.